GCGAGAUUUAGAAGAGACAUUCAAGCGGUUGGAUGAAGAUCGCAGCGGACAGGUGAGCCUGGAGGAAUUUUCGCAGGCCUUUAAGAUCAAGGAGAUUCGCGCCAAGAUGACCCUCUUGGGACUCAAGGAGAGAGAAAUGGUGGACCUCUUUCGCUUGUUGGAUACAGAUGGAGAGGGAGAAUUGUCCUUGGAGGAGUUCACCCAGGGAAUGAGUCAGUUGAAAGGAGGCGCUACCAAUAAGGAUAUGGUCUUCUUGGAAAAAUCCGUGGAAAAGCUGGGGCACAAGCUUGAGAAAUGGGCAGGAGAUCCCCCAGGCUCACCAUCGCACCGCUUGUCGGCACCACGGACAAGUCGCUUCGAAGCGGCGACAGGCGUCAAGCUCCAGAGCAAGUUGAAGAAGAUCGGCCGCGACCUCCGGGGGCGACUGUCCAGAGCUGAAAAGGAGAUCGAAGAUGUGGCUGAGCGUAUGUACAUGCUGGCCAAAGAGUGCGUCACUUUGUCCCCUCAGUCGACUUCACAGGUUCCAGUCGAAGUGCCCCGCCCCAAGGAGCUUCCCCCAGGCAUCAAAAAGGCUCCCCUGCGACCAAAGCAGUCUUCAGGGGCCAAGAAUCGAGUGCGCAGCAAGGCAAGUCUCAUCUCUGAAGGUCCGACCGUCGGUCCACUGGAAAGCGUCCCGGCAGAGCAUCCCGCCCUCCUGGAUGCCGACAGUGGUGAUGGCUCUUCAGGAGACGAAGAGGGUCCUGCCAUGCAGGUGAACCACCUGAUUCCCAGCAUGAGUUUUCUGUCCGAAAGUUCGGCGAAAUCAGAGUGAGGCGAAUACCAGUGGGUGAUUUUUUUCAUCGAGAAGCCUAAGGCUUUUGAUGAAUUCACCGGGGAUGCCCCAUAGGAAAAGGCCAUCGUGGG
Cladocopium goreaui is the source of this 903-nucleotide messenger RNA. NCBI's taxonomy places the organism in Eukaryota, Dinophyceae, Suessiales, Symbiodiniaceae. The record is from the annotation of a GenBank genome assembly.